This is a messenger RNA of Pleurotus ostreatus (oyster mushroom), 441 nucleotides long. RefSeq lists its product as uncharacterized. Bases 1 to 441 code for a protein of 146 amino acids. Lineage: Eukaryota; Fungi; Basidiomycota; Agaricomycetes; Agaricales; Pleurotaceae. The record is from RefSeq and is a predicted model, not a curated record. The transcript is spliced from 5 exons.
AUGCCACCUGGCCGCCCCAAAAUCUACAAAACACCUGAAGAGAAGGUACUAGCUAAUAGAGCUAAAAGCAAACAUAGUUACCACAAGAACAAGGAUCCCUCUAAAGUCUGCUCUACUCCCAAACGCCCCGCAGGAUCUGGGCGCCCAAGAUUGUACCACACUCUCGAGGAGAAGAUGUACGCUAAUUGGGCAAAGAGCAAGCGCAGUUAUCACAAAAAGAUCUUGGAGAUUAGCUGCCAGCGUGCCAUCAGAUAUCGAGCUGCAACAAUCAAAAACUGGCACAUCUUAGCUGCGGUUCGAGACCGGAAGCACCCAAAGAACAAGCCUACAACGGUCACUAAUUGGAUGGCCUUGGUUUCUGAUACAUCGGACAAAUUCGACACAUUGCUUCAAGGUGUAGCUUACUACAGUCUGCUUACGACCCUCAGCCCGUAUUACUAA